CUCUGCCGCAUGGUGAUGUCGAGAUGUUGCCGCCACGAGUCUGCAAGGUUGGGUGGAUAGUACGACCGUGUGGAUCAAGCACGAGGUUGGAACCUUGUCUUGUUCUUCCUGAAACAGAUGUAAUGAUAUGUUUUAGGCAUUGCGAUUGGGAGUCUGGUGCAAGAAUCGCAGCAAAUUCUGGAUGAGCUUGAGUCUCAGCAGGAAUGGCAGCAACGUUGACGGAAAUUUGGCAACAUCGACCAUAACGGCGACGUUCGUUUGGCGGUAGCGGCGGCGGCAUAGGCAUUGAUGGUUAAAGUGGCGGUGUAGGUGACAGCGAACGUUGUGCCACGCUGUAUAGAUUUACGGGGCGAGCAUUGCGCAGAAUCUUGGGCCAACGACGAAUCGUACGCAUGUGCACAGAAUAUGCUCCCGUCGGUUCGCGUCCUGGGUCCCCGGGCUCGCUCUUCGGCCGCCAGCCCAGGUGGCAGUUCCAGGUCAACGUCAAAGCCUCGAUCCCGCCCGUGGCCCGCGCCUUCCGCAGCUGCUUCCGGGCCUUCGUUUCGUUCCAGGUGGCCCAGAUGCACUUCAUCGAGCUAGCCUCGGAGAUAUUCGCUGCCGCGGCGCAGGAUUUCGAGCUCAUCGAGGCGGACAAUGCAGCCAGAGCGCGGGUUGCUGCCGAUUCCGCCAGGCGGGAGCACGCGCACGACGGCGAGCCCGCCGCGCGCCCCGCGGGCGCCGAUCCCCAGGCCGCCGCGGAGUCGACCAGCAGAAACCCGCAGCGGAAGCAGACGCCCUGGUCGGGAGCAGACGCGAACGGCAACGGCAAGAAGGGCUGGAUGGGAUGCGGCCUACGGCUGAGGUGUUUCAGGCGUUAAGGUAGUUGUGUGUCCCACCAGUGCGUGAUAUCGAAGAAGAAAA
Molecule: messenger RNA, 900 nt
Organism: Prorocentrum cordatum
Lineage: Eukaryota; Dinophyceae; Prorocentrales; Prorocentraceae
Source: the annotation of a GenBank genome assembly